AUGUGUAACAUAGAACAUGUAGUGCUUGGUGUCAAUGUCGAGGAAAAAGGCAAUGGAGACUCAGCACAUGACAACACAACACAUGCUCACGUUGAUACGUCUAGUACCAGUACCGAGCCACAGUCCAGUACCCAAGUCGAGUUACCAGAUCUGGAAGGAAGGGAAGAUGAACCAGAACCGGAAAUCCCGGAAUCGGAGGUGAGAAACACUACUAACAGUCCAGAGGUUGACCCCGACCCUGGUUAUUUUGAACCUAUUUUGCAGGAUAUUAAUGAGGAUGAGGAGGCUGGAAGUGAACGAAGGACACCAAUGAACGCGGGUUUAUCCAAUAUUUUACGUGUAUUUAUUGAUACAAUCAGCCAUCAUAGACACCGGCUUUACCUUCUCGCUAUUCAUCUUCAUUUAGCUACUACAUCAUACAGAUUAGAGGUGUUUUAUAACAUGAGUGGUGCUUAA
Messenger RNA from Lactuca saligna, 456 nucleotides. The record is from the annotation of a GenBank genome assembly. Lineage: Eukaryota; Viridiplantae; Streptophyta; Magnoliopsida; Asterales; Asteraceae.